AUGUCGUGUUUUGCUGGAGACCCAAACUUCUGUCCGGAGUGUGGGAAUGUGCUCCCUCUCCCUGGGAUGCAGGACGUGGUGCGCUGUCCUCGCUGCAGCUUCAGCAUCCCUGUCACAGAGUUUGCGGGUAUAGAGAUCCGCACCUCAGUGGUGUUCAACCCGGAGCAGUCCACUGUGGCUCUGGAGGAGGACGACAAUGCGGAGCUGAAGGGGCCAGUGAUUGACAGGCGCUGCUCCCGCUGUAACAAAGAAGGUAUGGUCUACCACACCAGGCAGAUGCGAUCCGCUGAUGAAGGCCAGACCGUCUUCUUCACCUGUAUACACUGCAGGUACGGCUGGGCUGUUGCACAGCUCUUAUGA
Knipowitschia caucasica is the source of this 360-nucleotide messenger RNA. Lineage: Eukaryota; Metazoa; Chordata; Actinopteri; Gobiiformes; Gobiidae. The record is from the annotation of a GenBank genome assembly.